This is a messenger RNA of Hydractinia symbiolongicarpus, 2019 nucleotides long. RefSeq names its product protein SOX-15-like. NCBI's taxonomy places the organism in Eukaryota, Metazoa, Cnidaria, Hydrozoa, Anthoathecata, Hydractiniidae. The record is from RefSeq and is a predicted model, not a curated record. Gene Ontology annotation, biological process: cell differentiation; anatomical structure morphogenesis; regulation of DNA-templated transcription. The transcript is spliced from 4 exons. Bases 217 to 1236 code for a protein of 339 amino acids. Gene Ontology annotation, molecular function: RNA polymerase II cis-regulatory region sequence-specific DNA binding; DNA-binding transcription factor activity, RNA polymerase II-specific.
GGAUUUUAAAAGUCAUUUACUUAGCGGUAAUAUAACAGCAACGGGGCUGUCAAUAAAGGAAAUAUAAUAAAAAACGCGCUCGAAAUCGAUAACACAUUGUUUUCAUGAAUGGAUAUUCCAUUAGAGCAUAAAAAAGAUCAGUAACGAUAUAUAGUUUCAUAAGAAAGAAGUUAAAAGCUCCAACUAACACUUGCCCAUAAAGAAAGCUAGACUGAGAUGAAUAACAUGGUUGCACAAGUCAAGCAAGACGUGUUAACACAUAUUCCACAACUUACUCAAACCGCUCAACCGCAGCAAGUGCCACAACAACCGCCCAGGUCGUCCCCUUCCAUACCAGCCACCACCACGCUUCAUGGGGUUAACAUGGAUCCUAACCAUGUGAAAAGACCGAUGAACGCUUUUAUGGUAUGGUCGCGAGGUAAAAGAAGACAAAUGGCCCAAGAAAACCCUCGCAUGCAUAAUUCGGAGAUUUCAAAGCGACUUGGGGCAGAGUGGAAGUGCUUAACGCAGGUCGAGAAGCAACCGUUUAUAGAUGAAGCGAAACGUCUCCGUGCCGUACACAUCCAAGAGCACCCCGACUACAAGUACAAACCAAAAAGGCGGAAACCGAAACAGCUAAAAAAAGACCUAUACCCGUCAUAUCCAAAUAUGAAUGCAGGAAUGAUGCCAGGUAUAGAUCCUAAGUACGGCAGCAUGGCCUACCAACAAUCGAUGGGUUAUGGAAUAUCAAGCAUUAGUCCCGACAUGUACAGCAAAAUGAGUCCCGGCUAUGGUUACCCAGCUGCUAUAAGUCCAGGGUAUCAUCCAGUGAUGUACUCAAACUACAGUUUGAGUAGCAUGACCCCUUCUCCGACCGCUGGAGGGCGUGGUUACACCACAGUCACAAUGACUUCGCCCAAUGGAACACCUGUUAUGACGGACAGCAACGCCAAUACGUACCGCCCUGCUACCGACUAUAUGAACAGUAAGAGUUACUAUAGCAACGUCACUAGUCAAUACAGCCCCGUGCCAGCGGCCAGUGCCCCUCAGGUUCAUUCACAGGCCAGAUACCCUUCCCCUGACGAAAAUCGCCACUCAACGCAAGUCUCAAGUAACGACAUCAUGUUAACGAAAGCUAAUCACGAAAGCACGACGCCACCUACUUAUUCGUCGGAAAACACAACACGUCAUUGGCCGCAAACAACGCAACAAUCAGAUUUAUCCAGACCGGUUGCGUACGUGCCAGUUCUAUUAUGAUGAAUUACUACUACAAUUAGGAAACAAAAUAUAUUUAUUUUUAUAGAGGUCACCCUUAAGAGUGUUAUCAUUUUUGUGUUUUUUCCAUCUUGCGAUAAUCAAACUUAUGUUACGAAAGGGAAAUCAGAUUUGCGUUAUCAAGAAGUUUGUACUUUUUAACCCCCCUUGCUCCCAUUUUUCUUGCUUCGUGUCAGAUACACAGGAUAUUACAGAGGAGAAAUUCUCGCCAAAGGUGUCAAUUUUAGCACGGGAAAGAAAGAAAAACAUCGAUGAAUCUUUUCCCUCCAUAAUGUGAAAAACAUUCUAUCCUAACAAGAAAUGUUUUGCGUUGAACGUAAAGUCCAGGUUAUACUACAUAAUAAACGUCCCAAUAAUACUGUGGUUGCUUUGCAUUAUUAAAAAAAACAACCUUAUAUAGAUAAGGCCUCAAUUUCGUUGUUUAAGAAUACGUUUUUUUUACAAGUAACUUUUAUCGAUUAAAAAAGCGAUGUACACAAGUGUUACGUUUUACUUGUUACCAUGGCAAUCUCCACAUCACUUCGUCCAUUUCUUAUUCACCUUUGAUUUAAUUUUCAUAAAUUUAUCUUCGUUGAAACGAAGAAAGGUAUAGAUAAAUGUUAGUGUCAUUGAGAUACGAUUAUUUAACAAAGUAUAACUCCGUGUAAUAUAUUCUCAUCUUGUUCAAUUUAGACAAACGGAUAAAAUAUAAAAUUAUGAGUAAUAAAAACAGUGUUAUAUUUAAGAACGUUAACUUUUUUUUGUGAAAAGGAUCAACCUAGAAUA